ACUGUGAGCGGCUCACACCAGAGGAUGUGUGUGUGAAACUGGAGGAUCACGAAGAAAGAAUUUCAGUUUUUAAAGAGGAGGAGGAGUGCAACGGGGUGACUGCUGCCAUUAAAGCUGAGUAUUUGAAUGAUUUCUCAGGUGGUCUUGAACUUGAAAAGCAUGAAACUGAGGAUAUUUUCAAACAAGAGACCUGUGAAGAAUCUCCAUCCAGUUUACAGCCCUGGUCCACUAAUACAGGACGACUGGUUAUACAGGAGAAUUCUGCAGAGCUGAAAUCAGAGUUAUCAGAGUCUGAAGAGAAAAUCACCGAGGGAAAUGGGAGAGAAGGAGAAGAGUCACCUGGGAGUGUUGGAAUAAAUAUACAGAAGAAUGGCAGCUUACCUCCUGCUUCAUUUGGUCAGCCCUCUCUUCAAUACAAUGAGAAAGGUAUGAAGAUUCACACUGGAGAAAAAACAUAUUGUUGUUAUGAAUGUGGUAAGCAUUUCCCAAACAUGAAGAAUUUUAACAAACACAAAAAAAAUCACUCUGGAGAGCUGAAACCUCAUUGCUGUAAAGAAUGUGGUAAACGAUUCUCAAUGAGAUGCCGUCUUGAGAACCACAGAAUAAUCCACACUGGAGAAAAACCUCAUUGCUGUCCAGAAUGUGGUAAGUUGUUCUCAUGUAAAACCUAUCUUCAGAGGCACAGAAGAAUCCACACAGGAGAAAAACCUCAUUGCUGUUCAGAAUGUGGUAAGUUGUUCUCAUGUAAAAGCUAUCUUCAGAUUCACAGAAGAAUCCACACAGGAGAAAAACCUUAUUGUUGUCCAGACUGUGGUAAAUCUUUCUCAUAUAUAAUGUAUCUUCAGAGGCACAGAAAAAUCCACACAGGAGAAAAACCUCAUUGCUGUUCAGAUUGUGGCAAACAAUUUUCUGACAAACACAGUUCUCAAAGGCACACACAAAUUCACACUGGAGAGAAGCAAUAUUGCUGUUCUCAAUGUGGCAAAAAAUUUUUCAACAUUAGGUGUUUUCGAGUACACACGCAAUCUCACAUGGAAGAGAAAAUGCAGUAUGUAUGCUCUGAAUGUGGCAAAUGUUAUGCAAGCAAGAAAAGUCUUUAUAGACACGCAAAAAUCCAUACUAAAUAAAAAAUCUUUUUGCUGAUCUGAAUGUGGGAAACGAUUCUAAGAUUUAUGCUCAUUUCAGUCCCACAUCAGAACUCAUACUAGAUAGAAAACUUAUUUUUGUCCUGAAUGUGAUAAGCAGUUCUCAAAACAAAGCACCCUACAGAGUCACGUCAGACGUCACACUGGAGAGAAACCUCACCAUUGCUUGGAGUGUGGCAAACAAUUCUCACAUCUCAGUUCUCUUUAUAAUCAUAAGAGAAGUCAGACUGGAAAGAAACCUUACACUUGUACUGAAUGUGGAAUACGAUUCUCAUAUAACACUUCUCUUCACAAUCAUAAAAUAAUUAAUUCUGGUAAGAAAUAAAGCCGUUCUCAGACAGCACGACUCUUAAAGAUCCAAUGAGAAUUCACUAUGGAGAAAAACCUUAUUGCUUUCCAGAAUGUGGCAAACGAUUCUCACGUCAAAACAUGCUUAAGAGGCACAGAAGGAUCCACAA
Polypterus senegalus (gray bichir) is the source of this 1603-nucleotide messenger RNA. RefSeq names its product gastrula zinc finger protein XlCGF7.1-like. The record is from RefSeq and is a predicted model, not a curated record. The transcript has 2 exons. Gene Ontology annotation, molecular function: DNA-binding transcription factor activity, RNA polymerase II-specific; RNA polymerase II cis-regulatory region sequence-specific DNA binding. Bases 429 to 1127 code for a protein of 232 amino acids. NCBI's taxonomy places the organism in Eukaryota, Metazoa, Chordata, Cladistia, Polypteriformes, Polypteridae. Gene Ontology annotation, biological process: regulation of transcription by RNA polymerase II.